CAGACAAGGAGGGAGGAGGUGCGGAGACCACAACAGAGAGGGAGCGAGCCGGAGGAGAGCCCUGCACCGCAUUAACGAGACAGAGCACAGAGGAGGAGGAGGAUCGUUUUCUGAUGCCGAGCUGACGGUGCCCGGUGGUGGAGCGGAGCGUGGAGCGGCUGACAAUCGCAGGAUUGAUGGAGAUGGAGAGACAGCGUAGUCGCCCAGCACUGCUGUACACCUGGACAAAAGAGCUGCACUGACAGAGGCCUGCACAGUGCUUCUGACACAGCGAGUGGACGAGGACGAGUCCACAUACGUGAACGUUAUCGGCUGUCAGGACAGAGUCUGGCCAACUGUGAGGGGCAAACAUUUGGAGGGACAGAGAUGUUGUGGCAGGACAAGCAUGCAGCCCUGACUUUCAUGUCAUUACUGCUGCUACUGUGGCAGGAAGCAGCACCCAUUGAAGUCCCAGAAGACCCAAAGAUCCAGCAAGACUUGAAGCAGCCCCCAACUAUCAUGAAACAGUCAGUAAAGAACUACAUUGUGGACCCCAGAGAUAACAUCAUCAUUGAGUGUGAGGCCAAGGGCAACCCCGUGCCAACGUUUUCAUGGCGAAGAAAUGGGAAGUUUUUCAAUAUUGGGAAAGAUCCCAGGGUGACGAUGCGAAAACGCUCGGGAACCCUGGAGAUCGGCUUCCGCAGCGGAGGUCGGCCGGAGGACUACGAGGGAGAAUACCAGUGUUUUGCCACCAAUGACUUCGGAGUUUCUCUGUCCAACAAAAUCCUGCUCCGGGUCUCCAAGGCUCCUCUGUGGCCUAAGGAGGUGCUGGAGCCAGUAUCUGUGACUGAAGGCUCCGCACUGGUUCUACCUUGCAACCCCCCACCAGGUCUGCCUCCUCCGUUCACCUUCUGGAUGGACAGCAAUAUGAGUCCAAUCCCUCAGGAUAAACGAGUGUCCAUGGGUCUUAAUGGAGACCUCUACUUCUCCAAUGUUUUGGCCCAAGAUGCAAACACAGACUACAGCUGCAAAGCUCGCUUUCUGUUCACACACACCAUCCAGGAGAAGAACCCAUACAAACUCAAAGUUCAGACCAAGGAGCCAUACAAUGACACAUCUUACAAUGCCUCUGAGCCCCACGGUGACCGUAAAGUAGCAGAGUCCACGCCGACCUUCCUCUCACCAUCAGGAAGUGAGAGCUCCAAAAUGGUGCUGCGAGAUGAGCAGCUGCUGCUGGAGUGUAUCGCUGCUGGCCUUCCAACACCCAUCAUCAAGUGGUUUAAGAAAGGUGGGGAGCUGCCGGGGCAGAAGGUCAAGUUUGAGAACUUCAACAAGACCCUGAAGAUCGUUAGUGUGUCAGAGGAGGACGCUGGCGAGUAUGUGUGCAUGGCCAACAAUCAUUUAGGCACCAUACGCCACUCCAUCUUUGUUCAAGUUAAAGCGGCUCCUUACUGGUUACACAAGCCAUCAGACCAGGUGCUAGCCCCAGAAGAGAAUGGACGCCUGGUAUGCCGGGCCAAUGGCAACCCUAAACCUCGCAUUGAGUGGCUCGUCAAUGGGCAGCCUAUAGAGAGCUCUCCCACCAACCCAAACAGGCAGGUCCAUGGAGACACCAUCAUGUUUCACUCUGUGCAGAUUGGAAGCAGCGCCGUGUACCAGUGCAACGCCUCCAACGAGCAUGGCUAUUUGUUAGCCAACGCCUUUGUCAACGUUCUUGACCUGCCCCCGAGGAUGCUGGGCCCCAAAAACCAGCUAAUCAAAGUCAUUAAGAACAACCGCACCUUCCUAGACUGCCCCUUCUUUGGUUCGCCUUUACCGGAGCUACGCUGGUUUAAGAAUGGACAGGGCAGCGGGCUGGAUGGAGGCCAGUACCGAGUUUACAUUAACGGUACCCUGGAGAUAAAGCGGGCCCGAGCAGAGGACGAGGGAACCUACACCUGUGUGGCCAGCAGCAUCUUGGGAAAAGCUGAAAACCAAGUGCGCCUGGAGGUCAAAGAGCCGACUCGCAUCAUUCAGGCCCCCGAGCACCAGUCAGCCACCAGGGGCUCCGCAGCUCGCUUCACUUGUAGGGUGACGUCUGACCCCAGCCUCCCCGUCAGUGUGACCUGGAUGAAGGAUGACAAGCCUCUUUACUUGGGAUGGAGGUUGAAGAAGGAUGAUGAGUCUCUGUCCAUCCCCAAUGUGAACGAGGGUGACGAGGGGACGUACACCUGCACUGCUAAAUCUGAGAUAGACCAGCUGUCAGCCUCGGCUCGCCUCACUGUGUUAGAGGUGGCCACUCUCAACCCCUCAGUCUCUAGUGCCUUGCUUCCAGCCCGUCCAGACCCCCCCAUGGAUCUGGAUUUGUCAGACCCAGCAGCACGCAGCGUUCGCCUCACCUGGAUCCCUGGAAAAGACCACAGGAGCCCCAUCACAGAGUUCUUGGUCCAGUUUGAAGAGGACCGCUGGGAGCCGGGUAGGUGGCAGAACUUGUCAUCUUACCCCGGAGACCUCAACUCUGUCAUCCUGCAGCUCGCUCCCUUUGUCAACUACCAGUUCAGGGUCAUCGCCAUCAACUCAGUAGGUCAGAGUGAUCCCAGCCGCCCCUCGCCCCGCUACAAGACAACUGGAGCUGCACCAGAUGCCAUUCCCAAAGGCCUGCGGGGUUGGGGGUCCAGAAAGGACAAUAUGGAGAUCACCUGGGAGCCUCUCCUCGAUCUGGAAAGAAAUGGUCCAAACCUGCACUACGUUGUGUGGUGGAGACGAAAAGACGCUGAAGAGGAGUGGAAUAACGUGACCACAGUGGGGACGAAACAUGUGGUCCACAAUACAGAAAUCUAUGUGCCUUAUGAGAUCAAAAUCCAGGCCAGGAAUGAGUUCGGAGCAGGACCAGAGUCUAACCUGGUCAUUGGAUACUCUGGAGAAGACAAGCCCACUGAUGCUCCCACUGACCUGCGGGUAUCAAAGGUUGACAGCACCAAAGCUAUCCUCCACUGGACCCCUGUGGACCUGAACUCUGUCCAGGGAGAGUUCAAGGAGUAUAGAUUAUACUACUGGCGUGAGUCUAGUCAGGUUCCAGGUCUGGUGGUCAGUAAGGAGAAAAAGGUCAAAGGUUUCUUUACCACUAUGGUCAAACCAUCUGGCAUGCUCAGUGACCUGGCGCCCUACUCGAACUACAAGAUGUUCAUGGUUGUGGCCAACAAUCGCUUUGAGAGUCAACCCAGCAACACUGUGGCAUUUACCACCAAAGAAGGAGUUCCAGACGCUCCAAGGUUCUUCAAAAUUAAUCGCAGAAGUUUGGACACGAUCCACUUGGAAUGGGCGAAACCUCUGGAGCCCAAUGGCAUCCUGACUGGAUACCAGCUCAAGUACCAAACAGUCAACGGUUCCAAGGUGGGUCCUUUUCAGCUGGAGACGUUCUUUCCUAAUGUGACGGAGUUUUUCCUUCGCGUGCCGGACCGUUCCUCCCGCUACAAGUUCUUCCUGUCAGCACUGACUCAGGUGGGAAAGGGGGAGGACUAUGCUGAGGAGUCUCCACACUUCACUAAUGAAGAAAACUUUACUGACACCACAGAUCUAGUCGAGCUUACCGACUCCUUUGUGGCUUCUGGUCUCACUCCUACUCCUACUCCUUUUGGUUUUCCUUCUCCUACUACCAUUGCUCCUACAACCAUUAGUACCUCAGCUACUCCCACUCCUACAACUACGACUUCAACCACUACUAUUGCCACCACUUCUACUACUGAGGCAACCACUACCAUCCUUCCAAUGCUGUUCCCCACCAAGCGUAUUGACCAGAAUGUGUUGGUGGCGUCUGGGCGAGAGAUCUGGAAUUUGACGGUGGAGCCUAACAGUAACUACGCUAAAGUCAGCUGGACGCACAACUUCCCGGCCAGCAGCAGCGAUUUUGUACUAGAGUUCACUCUGGACAGUAACAAGACGAAGAAAGAUGUAAAGAGUCAACAGCCCCCCAUUAAUGUGGUGGAUCUCGUCCCAGGCGUCGUGUAUCACCUGAGAGUUUACUCCCAUCUGUUCAACAGUGUCAGCAGCAAAUCUGUCACCUUUAAGACCAAAGCAGCCUACAUAGACCAGGUCGACAUAGCCACGCAGGGCUGGUUCAUCGGAUUGAUGUGCGCCAUCGCCCUUAUCAUCCUCAUCCUCCUCAUCGUCUGUUUCAUCAAGCGCAGUCGUGGAGGGAAGUACCCAGGUGGUGGCUACACGAGCUGUUUCACAAAGGCUCUGGUGCGAGAUAAAAAAGAUCUCCCCUUGGACGCGGUGGAUCAAAAAGACCAGGAUGGAUCCUUUGAUUACCACAGCGACGAGGACAACAAGCCUCUGCAGGGCAGCCAGACUUCCCUGGAUGGCAACGUAAAGGAAAGCGACGACAGCCUGGUGGACUACGGCGAGGGAGGAGACGGGCAGUUCAACGAAGACGGCUCUUUCAUCGGCCAAUACACAGUGAAGAAGGACAAGGACGAGACGGAGGGCAACGAGAGCUCCGAGGCCACCUCGCCUGUGAAUGCCAUCUACUCGCUGGCAUAGCGGCUCAACAGCGGCGAACUUGGACGCACCCUCUGAUUUGUUAUGAUAGAACCACACACAUGAUUCUACGAGUAUAUGAAACACAUUACACACAGUGAAAGCAGCAGUCUGGACACUGUCUAGGCUCUCCUCUGCAGGUGGAAAAAGAUGCGACCACAAGCCUUUAAUUUAUUUUUCCAGUUCUAACAAUACGGUCCAUGGACACAUCUGGAGGAAGUGGACAAUGCUCGUUUCCUUUGCGCUCUGCCUGCCCUUUACCCACACAGACUUGGAGUGUGCCUUCGGGAGGCAUCAAAUGUUCUUUAGAGAUUUUUUGGUUUGUGACUCAGCUCUGCUUCCCGAUAACCUCCCCGUGCCCGGCAUACCUCUGCGUAACCAAGUAAAGUAGUCACAGAGGUUAAGUAUACAUACACACUCUGGCCACAUCCUGUAACAUAUCAGCUUCUAACCAUAGGAUGCCGGCAGAUAUGUUUAUCAUAUUGAUAUUUAGGCAAUGAAAGAUUUUAGUUUUUCCACAGCUGAUAGAGGAGUCCGUGAAACUUAACGAAUGCUGUAAAAAGUCCUGGCACACAUUUUAGUGCCCUGCAAAUCUAUGCACUAUCACCUCCUUCACACCAUUUUUGUUUCAUCUGGUUAGUAAAAGUACACAUUGUGGGCUUCUUUUAGCAGAUUCAGUCCCAAGGUGGUUGGCCUUGAACUUCGUUGCAGGCAUGCAUCUGUUCCCUCUUAUCCUGUGUUGCAGUUCAAAAUGCUUUUCCUGGGAAAAGCUGUUUCAUGCUUUGUGCUCAGUUACAGUAUGAGGUUCAUUAAACCCAACGUUGUUCUGAAGCAUGGUGAUAAACUUAGUGCGAGAGAGAUGUGACAGGUUUGCUCGAGAGACACCAGCGCACUAAAAAACAGUGAACUCCCUAAUUAGCAUGUGGGCUUGUGCUACAUUCAUGUCUAGCUGACAGCGUUCGAGGGCAAUGAUUCCCACACUAAUAUGGGAACCAUUGCCACCAUGUUGCUGGAAUGUGGGAAAAACUGUAAAAGGAAGAAGCUUGAAUUCAGUGUCUCCUGCCGUAAUCGUCCAGUCUGCUAUCCAAAGACAGCUCAGUCUGUGAGCUCGAGGAGGAUCAAACUGCCAACCUCGCAGUUAUUGGAUGACCUCAUCAAAGCACAAGAUGACUGGUCAGUCAGUCCUGGAUCAAUAUUCUUCUAAUAUUGCAGGACAACAGACAAACCUUCUUUGCAUCUGUGAGGCUCCUUAAUUCUGCUGACUUUGUUAAAGAGUUACAUCCAAUCAGGUAAACUGGCAGUUUUGUGUUUUAUAACCAGGCCAAAUGUACGGUGGUCACACAGGGACAUAUUUCAACUUAAAGAAAAUAUUCUUCUGCCCCAACUGUCAGGUUAGCAUCUUCGUUCUGUCUCCUGGGUCAUGAAUGUAGCACCAGAAGUCAUGAUCCAUGAGCCGCGUCCACACUAAACUCUGUGCGUUCAGCUUCACUGCGGCUGUGCAGACAUCAGCACCACACACUGUAUACAACGACCUCCAGUACUCACUGUUAUUGGAACAGCCACACGUGUUGAUCUGAACGAGUCCACAUAGAUUCAAUUAUCUUACUUUAUUGCCUUGAGGUGCUUUAUAUUGCAAGGUACAACAUGGGCGAGCGAAGGCCAACAAUCACAUGAUGUAGAGAAGGUGCAUCCUAAUCAGUGAGGUAAGUGCACUGCACUCUGUGUAGCCCGACCCCACCUGCACAGAGAGACCCCGGCCUCUUUGGUUCUUUGAAUCUUUAUGAACUUGAUCCGUUUCUUAUCGCUCCAAAAAGACAUAAUUACAAAACACUGUUACGUGAUACGAAUGAUUUAAAGAAUGAAAAGUACACUUCACAGCCACAAAUGAAAGUUAUCAUUUGACAUUUCUGAGGUUCACUCAUGCUGAAGCUACUGAAGCUACUAUUACCCCCUGAGUGCUACAUCGAACAGGCUGACGUUUGGAAUAUUUAUUUGGUAUUUAUUACAUGAUGUGGAUAGCAUUAAUAUAUUAGUUCUUAAUUUAAUUCACUUCAUUUUUAUGUACAACUGAGCCAAACUACCGAUGGCUACAGAAUAAAAUUAUUGUUCCUCAACACACAACUGUAUGUUCAACAUGUUUUUCUGCUGUAGCCGACGUCUCAUCCUUAUACUCAUGUUGUAUUACUGUUACUCUGUGUUGUUGUUCAGACUUAAGUAGCAUAACCUUUCCAUCAUUCUGAGAAUGAAUUGAUGUGUACUCAUUAUUGCAGAUUAUUUGGUAUUUAUUUUGUACAUCAGAGUCCUGAAAGAAAAUCCUACCUGUGUAAAUAUUGAAGACUUGACCCCCACCCGCCCAAUGAGUCACAAAUCUGCAUCCACCAAGCAGCUGUAGUGGUGCAGUCUGUCGUGCACCUUUGUUAUGUAGCUUUGAUUCAUCUUUGCACUCUGAGGAAGAGUCAUCCCUUUGCGUUGUCAUAUACGGACUGUGGCCUUGGUUUGUGUGUUGUGACAGAGAAAUAUGUUCGAUUGUGUACGUGUAACAGCUGCUGCAGCGUACUACCUGAGUUACACAAACGACUACAAGACCUGAGAACAGGGAUUUCCUGAGGUCCCCUCCUUGUCUCUGGAUACACAGGCAUGACAUGUGUGUCAUCACAGGGGUCAACAACUUUGACCCCUGUGAUGUAUUCCACUUUGUUGGUCUUUGUUCCCCAUUACAGCUCUUCUCAGGUGCUCUUUGUCAACUUGUAAAUCCACAAAAACCUUGGUAAGAAGUCUUAAACUCGGGAAAAUCAUUCAUUUUCUGAACUUCCUCUUUCUUAAUGUGUCCUAGUGUGAGACGGCCAAUAAACUGUAGCCCCAAACCUGACAUGUGUUUCAAACAAUCCACAGCAACCAGGUGCAAUGUGAUAUCAGACCUCAUCAUCCUCAGCUGACACACUGCAGAAUGAAAAGGUUUUACUAGAUUUGAUCUCUGUAACAAAGACAGAGGGACAUUUUCUAUGAUGAUAUAUCAUCAACACUAAGCAUUCGCUAAAACUAACAUUUAAAUGGCGAGUUCUCUUCUGUCUAGAAUUCGUUGACAGCUCUCUCUCGAGCACUGUACAGAUGAACCUUGGCAGUGUUAAUACAAUGGCAUUAGUAGCAGGUAAACACAGGUGAGCACAGGUGAGCUACUCUAUAAUCUUACCUUCAAAAUGUUCUGGAGUCACUGCAGGACUUUAACCGUCCUGAAGUGAAAACAUAUGUUCCCUUCUGUUCAGAGUUGGACGAGCUGCCUUAUUUCCUCGCCCACUUCACCUGCUAAUGGUUGUUCUUGUAUAAGAGGCAAGCCUUUGUAAUUCAGUCAGUUUGAUUUGUUAAAGCAAACUCAAUACUUCAUGUGCACACUACAGGACACGUGAAGGACACUACAGGAGUAAAACUCCUCAAUCAUUUCAUGAAAUGGGAAACCCUUUAAUCUUCUUGUGAGAUGUUUGCCUGCAUACUGUCUGCAAAACACUGAAUGAGACUAGACAACCACAAAGCGAGGCAGAGUUUAGCAUCCACAUCUAUUGGAGAUAAAGUAUCUGAAUUUGGGGAGCAUGCCUCCAAACAUGCUCCUCCUGGUUUCUACACAUGACUCCCCCAUUUCUAUUAACUGUUCCCUGGUUUUCAUGCCCCACCCUCACUCCUCUCUUCACUUCUUCACUUCUCGUCAGCACACAGGGAUCUGCCAUGGAAACAGGGAAACAGGGCAUGCAUUUUUGGACUUUGAUGGGAAUAUUUUUAUUCUUUUAAUAAUUUAUCUUGAGUGUUUUUGCCAGGCUGUCUCUAUCCCCAUCUGUGCUACACCCAAGUGUUAUAAUGCUACAGUUAUCCUUCUUGUGAUGCAGCACAAUGCCACUUGAAAUUGAUUGAAGGUACCUGCUUAACAGGGCGCCAGGUUAAAAACAAUUGUAGAGGAUUUUCAUGAAACACAUGCUUAUUUGCUUCCUACAGUGGGUUUAGAAGUUGACCCAGACCACCUGCUAAAGUCUGCAGAGGAGAAGGCCACUUUAUUUAUGAUACCUUGUGACUGCAAAGUGAAAUCUGAGUUUGAGCAUCUCUAAAACGGAGCCCAGUAGUUUCCUUGUCAUUGAUGAUCUCAUAUUUCUCCUUUCAAGACAAACCUCUUGCUUGACAGUACGUCCCAGUCCUCUCUCCUGAAUGUUAAAGCAGUGUCCUCUGAGUUCAUCAGCAGGAUGAUUCAUCCCAUGCUGUGUUGACUAGCAGGACGCUGCUUGUGAAACUGACACAGACAGUGAGACAGAGCACUGCAAGAGCAAUAUUUGAUUGAAGAACAGGUCUGAAUUUUAAACUGGAACUGGAAAUCUUUGCUAAAAAUCAUCACACACACCACUCCUUACUCGCUCUGCUGCUGCCCAUCCACCAAGCUCCACUGGUGGAGCACAGCAGGGAUGCUGGCAACAUAAAGAAACAAAGGUAUACAAAGCUUCGUGUGUGUCUACACAGUUUAUGGUGCACAAAGACCAAGCUUCUUUUUCUUCACGUUAUCUUAGCUCACCUUUAAUUGGGGAUGAAAAUAGUCAAUGUGUAUUUUUACAGCCUUUGCUUUUCCUUCAGUUUAAAAUGCUGCAAAGUGUCAGAACUUACUGGUGCACAUUUCCAGCUGGAUUUUUCACUGCGUCAUAUUGGCAUCUUCUUGUUUUUGUGUAUCAGAGCAGCGUGCUAACACCUUGCUUCUACAUGCAGCAUAACAGCUUUUGUAAGGUACAUCUACUCUACAGGAAAUGGCUUAAAUAUAUUCACCAUGUAUGCGUGUAUGAUGACAUGUUGCAACUUCUGCUAGUGCGCCUUCUUUAUAGUAAAGCUAUCUCCUUUUCUCUACCUCC
Messenger RNA from Neolamprologus brichardi, 9371 nucleotides. It is a transcript of the gene nfasca, whose product is annotated as neurofascin homolog (chicken) a. Lineage: Eukaryota; Metazoa; Chordata; Actinopteri; Cichliformes; Cichlidae. Gene Ontology annotation, cellular component: axon; plasma membrane. The record is from RefSeq and is a predicted model, not a curated record. Gene Ontology annotation, molecular function: cell-cell adhesion mediator activity. Gene Ontology annotation, biological process: axon guidance; brain development; cell-cell adhesion.